AUGGAGACAAAAGCCACACCUGUCUUGCCUUUGGACAGUUGGCAAAAAGAUGAAGCUGAGAUUCAUCCUCGUCUGCCACAAAUAUUGCAUGAAGCUGGCUUGGCAGGAAUUCAAAGGUGCAUAUUAGAGUUGACAGAUAGAGUAUUGCGGCGAGCUCUCCAAACAAAUGAUUUGAGUUUACUGGGACUGGAGCGUCCAUGUUUGUUUCUAUCAUCCUUAGAGCGGCAUAACAAUCCUGUGUGCAUCCUUCUGCAAUUGGAAUUCUAA
This is a messenger RNA of Dovyalis caffra, 267 nucleotides long. NCBI's taxonomy places the organism in Eukaryota, Viridiplantae, Streptophyta, Magnoliopsida, Malpighiales, Salicaceae. The record is from the annotation of a GenBank genome assembly.